Messenger RNA from Lates calcarifer (barramundi perch), 3464 nucleotides. Its product is annotated as glutamate-rich protein 6. The transcript has 12 exons. NCBI's taxonomy places the organism in Eukaryota, Metazoa, Chordata, Actinopteri, Centropomidae. The record is from RefSeq and is a predicted model, not a curated record. Bases 714 to 2192 code for a protein of 492 amino acids.
GGUCAAGAAACCGAUAUGAAUAUAAUUACGUAUUUCAUCUUUUGUCAUUGGACAUGUGUCCUUAUUCAGACAUCCAUCAGGUUUAUCUUUCUCUCUGUUCAUUAUAUGUUAAAUAAAUUACCGUGCAUCUGUCUCUUUUGUGAGAAUAAAUCCAGAGUCCCUGGUGUUCUCAAGAACUACAAGAGUGGCUUUGCAUCUGAAAAUAUAUUUCACUUUCUUCCAGUCACAGUUCACUGAGCAUUAUGUCCACUACACAUGCUACAUCUGUGGUGCUGCCUUCAGGUCGCACAGGCAUAAUCAGCUGGAGGGAGGGCAGGCACAACCACUCUGCCAUCUUUUGGGGAAAUGGUGUUAAAACAAGUGCUCAGAAAACUAAUAAAAUUUGAACAUCUACAGCUCCAUGACAACUGGACAAACUCCAUCUGCUGAUGAAGUUUCAAAACGGCUGCUAACUGCACUUUGAGGUGACUUUAUUUUGAUUUUUUUAAAAACCAGUCAACCAGUAGCCAGAAUUAGAUCUGGUACUAUGUUUACACAUGGCUGUAGAUUGCUAUUUCAUCUCCAAGGUUACUAACAACACCAGCAAGUGUGAGGCAUUGAUGAAUAUUUGACUACAACUGAGCAGGAGACUUUACAGAAGUAGUGAGUGCUAUUAUUUCAUGCUUGGAUAAAGACACUGAAAUCAGUACAUCACUACAGUCAAAGGGACAAAGAUGAUGACCAGCUUUAUCUAUGCCACUGCUGCUACAUUAGGGUGUGAGCCGCUGUGUGUCCUGAAUGACCAUAGGAUAAAUGAAGGCUAUCCACGCUCUGCUAGUGAUCCACCCACCCAUUGUAUCAGAGCUGCAGGAGUUCUGAGGUACAAUCGGGAGUCGGACAACCACAGGAUAAACUUAACAACCAUUCUUCUGGCGCCCCCACCUCUGACAGAAUACACAGUAAAAUGUGAGUACUGUGGGGAAAAGGCCACCCCUUCACUUGAUCUACCAUGGCUACAGGAGCCUGAGACAGCUCCACUCUUCUGUUGUGCCCAGCGGCAGCAGCUGUGUGAGAUGCUGAUAAAGCAGAGAUGUUUGUUUGAGGGUAGAUGUGACCUGAAAACCAGUAUUCCGACAUCAGUGGAAGAGAAGCCAGCCACAGAGGUGGAGGAGGUGCUCUGCCAAGGCAGGGAGAUAGAGGAUAACACCAAGUUUAUUAUGGAUUUACCAAGUGGACUUGGAACACAAGCAGAACUGAGAAUCCAUGAGGAUUACUCAAUCCAGCUACCUGGGCCAGAAACCUUUAUCCCAACAUCAAAGGUCCUCAGCUUCCGGCUCUCGUGUGCUCCAGGAAAAGGAUGCUGGACAGUGAAUCCCUGUGGUGCAACUGAGAAGUGCUUUAAAACUGAAGGGGAAGAGGCACAGGCGUUGGUCUCUUUUUGUGACCACAAGCCACUUCAGUUUGGCAUUUGUCAUCAUCAGGACGGGGCAGGAAUUCUACACAAAUAUUAUUCUGAUGGCAUGAAAUUUCUCACCUCGUUCCCAGAUGGCUCUGCUCAGGUCUUUUAUCCCUCAGGCCUCUUGGCUCUCAUUGUGGUCACUGAUGAAAAUGGAAGGGUCUGCAUAGUGUAUGAUGACAGCGAUGCCCCCACUCAACCGAUCAGAGCCGUGUUCCAGUCUGAUGGCAGGGCAACAUGUUAUCACAGCAAUGGAAACAUAUGGCUGUCCUUAAACACAUCAGGCGGUCAGUGUUUGGAUGAGGCUGGUGCCCGAGUGCGUCGGUGGAGCUGGAGCAGUCCGAGCCUCACUCCCCUGCACCCUGUCUUCCUGUCCCUCAACAAAGCUGUCGGGGUCCGAGUCCUCGGGAAGGAGCAAGUGUUUGUCUCAAUCCUGGCAGGAGGCCAACAGGCAAAGUUCAGUGUGGGUACCUGCUGUGCUCAGGUAAAGGGUGAAUCUAAAACAGAUGGACCUGCUUCUGGACCAUCAGUAAUAAAGGAGGAGCUGUUAGUGUUGGCAGCAAGGAUCAAGAUCCAUCUGAUCAUUCAGCAUCUUCACCAGUACCUGGUGACGCCCUCCCAUCCCCAGCUGCCCAAGGUCACGCAAGCCCCUCACCUCCAUGUUGUUGCCCAGAGGCUUCUGGGAGCCAGUGCUGAUGUGACGAUGAGUGACAGUGAAAGAGCCUUUAUUCUUAUGUGUCUUCAGGAUUGUCUUUGAAGUCUCACAAAAGUACACUGUGACACAAUGAAAGUAGCUGUCAGAGAGCAAUAAUGGCACAUAAGUCAUACUCUACAAAUGAAAGUUCAAAAAGCUUUACAUUUUACUUGAUUUCCAUAGGUUCAUAGUGAUUAAAGGAAAUCUGAACAGUGUAUAAAUACACUAGUACUUGUGUUAACAUGUUAAUAUGGUCUUACCUCCAUACACCAAGAAUAUUUCAGAGGGUACUGUAGACUUGAUUUCACAUAAAAAUAUGUUGUGUUCUGGGGGUUCAAAGAAAAUAUAAAACCUCAUCUCUUCAUACUGCAGAUAUUGCAAGGUGAAAAUAUUCCCAUCAAAAUUUUCUCCUUAGUCUGGGUCACUGUUUGCUCUGUCUGCACAUAUACUGGUGAAGGAGUGAUGAACAUUUCCUUUGAGCCCACGGGGAAUGCUCUCAAAGGUUCUUUGGUGCAUAAUAACAAAUACAUAAUGUGAUUUGAUCUGCUAAAUUUCAUUUAGUUACAACCAGAGCUGACAGAGGAUUCAACAAGUUGGAUAUACUGUAACCUCACUGUAUGUUCUGGUCUUACAUUGUACUCAUGUCUAGCCUGUUUUGUCUCAUCUAAUCAAAUCAGCAGAGCCUCAGGUCUUCCUUAUAACAGUAGGGUGAACAGACGGCUAAAAGAUGUGCACUCAUGACUUGACUUGAACAAGCAGGUUUGCUUUUUAUCUCCAAACCAUUCUGCAGAUUUUCUAUUCUUCUUCUCAGCUUUCCUUUUACUAAACUGAUUUAAACCUUGAUGAGACAACUGAUCAGAGUUGUCAUAUUAUGCACUGUCUCUUCUUUAAGUGAAAUGAUUUUCUCUCACUUAGGGUAUCACGUAUAACACCUUAUUCCCCAACAUCAAUCAGUAAACCCACACACCACACCACAAUUUUACAUUUAAAUAGUUACAAUAUGUUUUAUUAAUCUUCUUAGCUUCCUCCAAGUUAUGUAAAUAUAAAAAUUAUUCAGAAAUCAUACCAAGACACAAUUUCCCCAAUGUUAUUUUCACAAUAGUGAUAAUAGAUUUUAAGUGUUGCAUUUCUACAUGGCUAAGCUACUUUUAGAACAAUAAACUUAAAAUUCUACAUAUGGCUCAGUGGUACAAAUUACACUUUCUUUUUUAAAUUCACAUAGAUCAAUUAUAUGCAACAAGUUAAAGACUAUAAGAAUCAAUGUUAAAUCUCUCCAUAUGGGACCACUGGUGUCACCUGGAUGAAGUCUGCUGUCGUAAGAAUAGUACAAGAAAA